Molecule: messenger RNA, 507 nt
Organism: Prunus armeniaca (apricot)
Lineage: Eukaryota; Viridiplantae; Streptophyta; Magnoliopsida; Rosales; Rosaceae
Source: the annotation of a GenBank genome assembly
AUGACUUUAAUCGGUAGUGGAUUAGGUUUCGGUCCGAGGACUAACGAAUAUAAGGUGGUGAGAAUUCUUAAGGAACGGACACCUGAUCCCAAUAAGGUGGCUGAGAUACACACCCUGGGAACAGGUUCAUGGAAAUGUGUUGGCACUGCUCCCUGCUCAGACUCUCAGCUAUCAUUCCCCACUUGUGUGAAAGGAAUGCUUUAUGGUUUUGCGAUGAGUGGACAGAAUAUAUCGAUUCGUAUGGUUUCGUCGAAGUGGCCAGAUGGCGUAUACAUACCCAUGAAAUACUUGAGGAAUGAUGCUUCGAGGGAUGAAGAAGUAUCAUCUUCUGAGGCAAUUCGUCAUGUUCCGAGCUUUAUUUCGCUCAAGGAUCUCGGUGGGAAGGAUGUAGAAAUACUGAAUAUAAAUCAAGAGGAACAACAGCAGUGUGCAGGGCUGGAGCGCCCGGCGAGACCGAAGCCUCUCUCUGGUGAAGAAAAUGCCGGGUGCGAUACCGCUGACAGUUGA